Molecule: messenger RNA, 666 nt
Organism: Pocillopora meandrina
Lineage: Eukaryota; Metazoa; Cnidaria; Anthozoa; Scleractinia; Pocilloporidae
Source: the annotation of a GenBank genome assembly
AUGGAGCCAAACUUGACUACAAAUGACACAAAGUACGAAGUGUUGCAAGAGGGGCGGCCGUGCUUCAUCUCUGAAUUUCCACGCUCUGUCCAAUCCCAAUUUAGUUAUUACUCCAGCUUGGUGCUUACCUUUGCCACAACCAUGUUAGGUUUGUGGUGUUUCCUGUCAAACGGGUUGGUCCUGGUCACAAUUCUGAGGGGUGGACUUCGAUUCCGCCCAGGGUUUCUGUAUCUUUGCAGCUUGACGUUGACUGACGUUCUGUGGGGUGGGGUAGUAACACCGUUGUACAUUAAAUUCAGAAUUACGGAGCUGAUCGCCGGUGAAGCGUGUUUCAAUCGCAGUGAUUGGGACUCGCCUGUCAUGGUGCUUUCUUUCUUUUUAUGCCUUUUUGCUAUGGUGGGAACCCUUCGAGUCAUGAGUGUGGAUAGAUAUUUAGCCGUCAUUAAACCAUGGUGGUACAAAGCUGCCAUAAAGAUGCAAUACGCCAUUACUGCUUCUUUUGCGGUGUGGGUGACGUCCACUUUUUUAGUUGUUCUGAGGCAGGUGAAGUUGUUUCCUAGGAGGGCUGUUGAGACAUUUGAAGGCGGAUACAUCAUUUGCUUCUCCGCGAUUGUAAUUGCCAUCCAGUUGUGUACUCUGGCUGCUCUCCGCAAGCACAACAAUGCC